CGAUUUAAUGUAUUAUUACUAAAAUGCCCCUAUUCAUUAAUAUUCACCAAUCAAAACAACACCAGUUAUUUCGUCAGGAUAACCUCCAGUAAUAUAUCCAUAACCCAAAGCUUAAAUUUAUUAAGCAUAGUCAUAAAUAAAGCCAUCAUAAUCAUAUUCAAAUGUUCGAUAUUUGCAAAAUGCUUAACCAUUAAAAUAAUCAACUCUUAGUACAUUCUAACCAUAUAGGCCUGAUCCAGAAAUAGAAAAGAUCAUUUCAAAAUAUACUGCUACUUCAAAAAAUUCCUAAAUUGAGUAGCCAGUGACCCACUAACCAUCUAAUAGUAUUCAAUCGAACUCAUAAAACUAACUUUAACAAAAAUAUCAAAACAGUAAUGAAGAAUCUGAAUUCAAAGAUAUGUAUUAGGAUAAUAAUAUUCCAUUACAUUUUUAAUUUGAUGAGAUUAAAUAGAGAAAACCUAAUUUUGAAUAGAAGAAUUAUUCACCAGAUAUCCAUGAAUUUUAGGACUUCAGUCCCUAAAAUAAAAAAUAAAUUUCCCUUCCAGAAUAAAAUGAUAAAAUUGUUAAAUUAAUUGUUUCUGGUAUAAUUGUUUUAUUAGUUUUAUAUAUCAUAUUUAUGCUAGUACUAAAAUGA
Messenger RNA from Paramecium sonneborni, 634 nucleotides. The record is from the annotation of a GenBank genome assembly. NCBI's taxonomy places the organism in Eukaryota, Ciliophora, Oligohymenophorea, Peniculida, Parameciidae.